Puccinia graminis f. sp. tritici CRL 75-36-700-3 is the source of this 851-nucleotide messenger RNA. RefSeq lists its product as uncharacterized. NCBI's taxonomy places the organism in Eukaryota, Fungi, Basidiomycota, Pucciniomycetes, Pucciniales, Pucciniaceae. Bases 90 to 287 code for a protein of 65 amino acids. The record is from RefSeq and is a predicted model, not a curated record. The transcript is spliced from 3 exons.
GUCGGUGAAAUCUCCCUGCAGGCUUCAAGUUCCAAUUGACCAUCGGCUUUUCCUACGAAAACGACGAACCAACAAGACCAUCAUCAAUCAUGACUCGUGGCAAUCAACGUGAAAAUGACCGAGCCAAAGCCGCCAAAAAGCUUGCCGACUUACAGAAGAGCAAGCAGAAAGAGUCGGCAGCCUCAUUGACCAGACGAAGAGAAGAAGACGCCCAGAAGAUGCGAGAGAAACAAGCGAAAGCAUUGGCACUGAAAGGGGAAGCCGGGGGAGGCACGGCGAAGAAAUGAGCGGCUCUUUAACCCGAACCUCGAAUAGGUUUUCUUGUACUUCUCCAUACAUCUGACUCGAUUGACUGUGAUUCGACCUUCUACAAACGACGAAGAUCAAGAAAGAGUCCGCCAUAUAUACAUACAUAUCCGCUCCAAUCUAGGCGAGACAAUCGAGCUUCUCGUUGGUUUCCCCUGUUUGCCCCUUCACAUUGACAUACCUCCCUCCUCGACCCAUCUUCUCUCUGUAUCCCCUUCGAAUUCAUCCGUCACCUUUGAACGCUUGAAUCCUCUUUUUGUCUUCUUGUCCUCAAUUUCUUUCUUUCUUUCUUCUAGAUAUACACUCAGCUUCUUCACACUUACUUUUGAUUUCGUUUGUAUAUAUGAUUAUGUAUUUCUGAAUCGUUUUUUUUUUUGCUUUGAUUUCAUUCUUUUUUACUCAAUUCAACUCGGGAUAACCUAACACAUAAUUCUCAAGUGUCACUAGAUUGAACAUGGCGAACCUACAACUUGGGGAGACAAGUGUCCCAAUGGAAAUUCAUGACGCAGGCUUCAAGGCCCUACAGUCCUGCAAGUUCAAUCAUA